AUGAUGAACAGGAUCCUCUUUGCUUGCCUGCUGCUCAGCUUGUUCAGCGGAGGCUCCUCACUGAGCUGCAGAUGGUUGGAUCAUAAAUUCAGACAGUACAAUGAGAAGUGUUUGGAGCUGCUGGAUGCGAUGGUUAAUAAUUCCACUAAACCCAGUGAGGAUGAUGAACUGGAUGUGGACUUCCCUCAUGAUCUGUACAACCAGACCUCCAAAGCAUCAACUCGGCAUCGUCUUGUCUUCAUCGUGCAGGUCCUGAAGGAAGUCUUUAAGCUGUUGGAGAAGAAUCACAGCUUGGCAUCAUGGGAGGAGCAGUCAGUGGAAAACUUCCUCAAUCUUGUGAUUAGGCAGACUCAUGAACUGAGACACUGUAUUGGGAGCCACAUCCACAAGUGGAAAAAUGAUGACCUGGCCAAAUAUUUCCAUACUCUUUCAAACCAUAUCACGAAAAUGGGCCACAGUGCUGAAGUCUGGGAGCUGAUCAGAGAGGAAAUCCAACUGCAUUUAUUCAGAGUCCACCAGCUGGCUUCAUCUCUAAUGACCAACAACUGA
Messenger RNA from Scomber japonicus (chub mackerel), 549 nucleotides. RefSeq names its product interferon a3-like. Gene Ontology annotation, biological process: defense response; response to exogenous dsRNA. Lineage: Eukaryota; Metazoa; Chordata; Actinopteri; Scombriformes; Scombridae. The record is from RefSeq and is a predicted model, not a curated record. Gene Ontology annotation, molecular function: cytokine receptor binding. The coding region runs from base 1 to 549 and encodes 182 amino acids. Gene Ontology annotation, cellular component: extracellular region. The transcript has 5 exons.